Frankliniella occidentalis (western flower thrips) is the source of this 3999-nucleotide messenger RNA. RefSeq lists its product as uncharacterized. The transcript has a single exon. Gene Ontology annotation, molecular function: nucleic acid binding. NCBI's taxonomy places the organism in Eukaryota, Metazoa, Arthropoda, Insecta, Thysanoptera, Thripidae. The record is from RefSeq and is a predicted model, not a curated record. Gene Ontology annotation, biological process: DNA integration. Bases 1 to 3999 code for a protein of 1332 amino acids.
AUGCCGGCAACACACGUGUAUGGAAUGAUGCACAAUGUGCCUCCUACUUUAUCAUUUACUGGAAAUGUAGCGAAGAAUUAUCGGGACUGGAAGAAGAUCUUCGAUAACUACAUGAGAGCAACGAAGCAGAUAAAUGAUAAGGAUGAAGAUAAAAUCGCAACCCUCCUGAACGUGGCGGGAAACGAAGCAAUCCUGAAACAAGAAAAGAUACUGAAAGGUCUUAGUGAAGAAGAUCAGAAGGACUACGGGAAGGUCGUCGGCGCAUUGAAGAAGUAUUGUGAUUCCUUGUACGAAUACAAUGAAACGUAUGAGCGAUUCAUUUUCAGCCGGCGUGAUCAACAAGAAGGAGAGUCCUUUGACAGCUUCUACCAGGCCAUUCAAGAACUUGUGGUAAGCUGCAAUUAUCCAGAUCAGUCAAAACAGCUUCGUGAUCGCAUCGUUCAAGGAACAAGGGACAAGAGCUUGCAAGAAUCACUCCUACGCAUCAAAAACCUCACGGAGGACGUGGCAGCACAACAGGCAAGAUCAGCUGAGACAUCAAGAAACCAAGUGCUGGCCAUGGCCAGGUGCAGUGCGGGUGAGUCCUUGUCAAACGAAGCUACAGUUGACUCUAUGAAGACGAAGAAUCAAAGAGGAUGGAACAAUCCUAAGCAGAAGACAAACCCUAGAGCAAAUCCAAAUCCAAACCCACAACCGAAGAUGACACCAAACCCCACAGAUGAGCAACCACGAGGGAAGUUCCGCUGUAUCAAGUGUGAUACUCACCACCCUAAGUUCAAGUGUCCUGCUUAUGGACAAACCUGUGGAAACUGUGGACGACUAAAUCAUCUCACCAAAUGCUGUAGAGUUGAGAUCAAGCAAGUGGCGGAAUUGAAGACAAAUGAAUCUGACGAAGAUAUAGUCGUGUUACAUCACCUGAAAUCACUUGAUACAGCAACCGAAUGGAGAGAGCUUAUCAAAAUUGGAAAUAAACAAAUAGUUUUGAAGCUGGAUCCAGGAAGUGAUGUCAACACUCUUACUUGGGAUUUUGUGAAAACCCUCAAAGAAAAGGAAAACAUGAGGCCUUGCAAAACUCUCAUAGCACCUUAUGGCACUUCAUCUCCACCAAUUAAAGCAGCGGGCAAAUUACUAGUGAAUGUUGAAGUUCGAGGUAAGCAGUACAUGUUAGACUUCCUCGUUGUGGAUGAUGAUGUGACUCCUGUGCUUAGUAAAACAGAUUGCGAGCGCAUGGGGCUAGUCAUUCGAGUACAUGAAGUGAAAACAACAACACCUCAAACGAAAGAAGAGUUUGUUAACAGUCACAAGGACUCAUUCCAAGGGACUGGAAAAUUUCCAGGAAAAUUGAAGAUUGUAUUGCAAGAGGGAUGCAAGCCAAAACGGUCCAUCCCACACAGAAUUCCGAGUGCCAUCAAGGAUAAAUUAAAGGAAGCCCUGGAUGAUCAAGAAGCACGAGGAAUAAUUCGCAAGGUUCAAGAAAUCACUCCUGCAACAGUCAUAAACAACCUUGUGAUCACUGAGAAGCCUGACAAGUCUCUUCGUAUUUGUUUGGACCCAAGUGAGUUAAAUAAAGUCAUUCUCUCAAGACCUCAUCAAGUACCCACUACCCUAGAAAUUCAAGAAAAAUUAUCUGGCAUGAAAGUAUUCUCAGUCCUUGACCUAAAAGAAGGAUUCUACCACUGUGAAUUAGAUGAAGAAUCACAGAUGCUUUGUUGUUUUGUAACCCCAUGGGGAAUUUAUUGCUUUCAAAGGCUACCCUUUGGACUGACAUCAGCGCCUGAAGAAUUUCAAGCCAUUAAUGAAGCGAUUUUUGGAGACAUUGAAGGAGUUGUGGUGUACAUUGACGACAUCUGUUGUGCUGGAAAAAAUCAAGCGCAACAUGACAAGUCAUUAAAUGAGAUUAUGAAGAGAGCAAAGGAAAACAACAUCAGAUUCAAAGAAGAAAAAUUCCAAUACAGUCAGAAUAAAAUCAAGUAUGUAGGUCAAAUUUUUUCAAGUGAGGGUGUGGAACCUGAUCCUGAACGUAUUGAAGCCUUAAUAAACAUGCCAACUCCUCAAUCUAAGGAAAAUUUGGAAACAGCUUUAGGCAUGUUCAACUAUGUACGUCAAUACAUUCCAAAUAUGUCAGAAUUUGAAUCAACACUGCGUGAACUUACCAAGAAGGACAGACAGUGGGUGUGGCUCCCAGACCAUGAAACAGCAUUUGAGAAUUUAAAACAGAAGCUAGCUGAGGUCACUACCCUCCAUCAUUUCGAUCCAAAGAAAACCUUGGAACUCCAGUGUGAUGCAAGUAAGGUAGGCGUUGGAGCUUGUCUAAUGCAAGAGAAGAAACCAAUCGCUUGGGCAUCAAGAUCCAUGAACUCAGCUGAAAGAAAUUAUAGCCAGUCGGAGAAAGAGAUGUUGAGUAUCACUUUUGGAUUCAAGAAAUUCCACAAUCUAGUUUACGGAAGAAAAGUAAAGGUCUUCACGGAUCAUAAGAGUCUGGUACCUAUUAUGAACAAGAAUAUUUCAAGCAUUGGGUCGGACAGGCUCAAACGACUUCGUCUCAAGAUUCUGAAGUAUAAGUUUGAAAUAGAAUACCUCCCCGGCACUUCAAUGCAUAUGGCAGAUCAUCUCUCAAGAAAUUUUUUGCCUGAAACAGAAGUGGAAGAUCCGGAGAUGGUAGAAGUGGUACACUCACUCACCAGGAAGCUGCCAGUGAGUAAAUCAUAUUUAGACAAGUUACUUGCUGCGACAGAAAAUGACCUGGUAAUCAAACAAGUGAUCAAAUAUGUCAUGGAGGGCUGGCCGAAGCAAAUAUCUAAAGUACCUCAAGAAGUGAAACCUUUUUGGCAGCACCAACAUGAUCUGUAUGUCUUACAAGGUGUACUGAUGAAAGAUCACUGCAUUGUCAUCCCGAAGAAUCUCCAGAAAGAAACUGUGAAUCAACUCCAUGAAGGCCAUGCACCCAGUGAGAAGACUAUUAAGAGAGCCAAGAUGUCAGUUUACUGGCCUAACUUCGUGAGAGAUAUCACUAACUUUGUGGACAGUUGCACGGUCUGUGGAAAAUUUAAACCAAGGAAGACACCAGUCGAGUUAUUACAGCAUGAAAUUCCAGACCUACCCUGGGCCAAGCUAGGCGCAGACUUACUGUCGUUUGGAGGGAAGAAAUAUCUAAUUGUCAUGGAUUAUUUCAGCAAGUGGUUGGAAAUUAUUCCAGUCAAAAGCCUAUCAGCUGCAGCCGUAAUUGAAGCCUUAAAAAGUAUUUUCUUCAUCCAUGGUGAUCCACAGAGCAUUGUAUGCGACAACAAUCCAUUUAACAGUAAUGAAUUCCAGUUAUUUGCAAAGGAUAAAUUUGAUCUCAUCUUCUCAAGUCCUACUUAUGCACAGAGUAAUGGAUUAGCCGAAUGUGCAGUGGGAAUUGCCAAGAAGAUUAUGCGCAAGAGUCAUGAGUCCAAGGAAGAUUACCGAAUAUUGCUGAGAGAGCAAAAUUCAAACCCUCUCUCUGGAAUGGAACAUUCGCCAGCGCAAAUCCUGUACAGCAGACAAAUUAAGACAAACAUACCAACAUCAAGGAAAACUUUGGAACCCAAACUGGUGCAGAAGGAAGCUCACAAGAAAAUGAUUGAGAACCAGCAAGUCAGGAAGACAAGCCAUGACAAGAGGGUUGGUCGAAAACCACAGAUUUUCAAGUCAGGUCAAAGUGUCAAUAUUAGGAACAGACAUGAGACAACUUGGACUCCUGGAACCGUGAUUGGGCAACAUCAAAAUCCCAGAUCGUAUCUUGUCAAGAAUAGCAGAGGAAACAUCGUCAGAAGAAAUGAGAGACAUCUUUCGAAUGCCCCCUCGAAGCUAGAAUAUCAGUCUGAUUACUCGGACAUUUCAUCAGUGGUGGUACCGCAAGAUCAACCUAAAUUCGACGUUGUCAACCCCAUGCCGGUCAUUCAAGAAACACCACAUUGUGAGGUUGUGACGGAGUUUGCCCUGAUUGUACCUGAUUACUUCUACCAAAUGCAGCAAUGA